UUGAAUCCUUCCUUCCUCUUCCUCUUUCCUGUUUUCCUUCCUUAAUAAAAUCCCUAAGUGCAGAAAGCUUAAGACCUUCCUCUCUCCACAUUCCUUCGUAAAAUCCCUAAAAUUUGAAGUGCAGAAAGCUUAACCCACCAGCUCGCCACCACUUUUCACUCUCAGCCACUGCACACUCGCCACCAUUGUUUUGUGGUUUUUAAGAGGAUACAGGGACAAACUAAGUCCCUCUUGACUGACACAAUACGAGGGAAGGAAGACAGAAAAGAGGAAAGAAGGAUUCAACGCGGAAGCCCAAAACAAAACCUACACUAGAGAACAGAUACUGACGCGUGCCCAGGACGAACCGCCGACCACCGGCUCGAGAGCCCAGCUUAAAACCGCUCUGAAGAUGAAGUAGACAGUCGUUUUAUUAAUCAUUGUUCUCCGUUUUGCUUCUAAUCGCUGACCCUCUUAUAUAUAUAUAUAUAUAUAUAUAUGUAUAUUUCUGAGUGGAAUUAUUAGACUGUGGAAGAAGAAGAAGAAAGAAGAAAAAUGCCGCUAUAUGAUUGUAUGCUUCUGCUGAAACCCCAUGUGAGGAAGGAGUCCAUGAUCGAGUUAGCAUCCAGAGUAGGCAAACAUGUUUACAAACGAAAUGGAGUUCUCACCGAGAUUAAGUCCUUUGGACAAGUUCAGUUGGGUUACGGUAUCAAGAAACUUGAUGGAAGAUAUUAUCAGGGCCAACUUAUGCAGAUGACUAUGAUGGCUACGCCCAACAUCAACAAAGAGCUGCAUUACCUGAACAAGGAAGAUCGUUUGCUGCGAUGGCUUCUUGUUAAACACCGUGAUGUAAAAUUUGGGUUGGACUUUCUUAGUGAAGAGGAUUCUAGAAAUGAACUCAGUAGAUUACCUCGAAGCAGCAUAUUUAAUUUUAAUGAGGAUGAUGAUGAUGAUGACGACGAAUAUGAUUCGGAUCAAGAAGGAAAACAGACUUGACAGUUAUUCUGUCAUAGCUGUUUGUUUUGCAUCAGGUUUCAUCUGUUGGUAUUUACUAUGUUGUUGGAUUGCUUGUAUGUUCUGUCACAGUAUUAGGUGACGAUAAGUGGUAUGGAAUUUUAGUGAAUUAGUACAUCAUUCUUUUAGAGCUGUUACCUGAAUGAUGGAUCUAGACUCCUUUAUUUCUUAGCCAGUUAACAGAAACAAAAGAUGAGCUUUGUCCAUUUGUUUUUAGGAUAAUUUUGUGGGUAUACGUGAGAAAAGUUCUUGGAAUUCCAAUUUUAUUUCAUCUCCUCAUUACAAAACAACUAAAAUAUCUUAUGAAUUGGGCAAGUUCUAGAGUUUGUAUU
Messenger RNA from Ziziphus jujuba (common jujube), 1325 nucleotides. RefSeq lists its product as uncharacterized. The transcript is spliced from 4 exons. Gene Ontology annotation, biological process: translation. The coding region runs from base 535 to 975 and encodes 146 amino acids. NCBI's taxonomy places the organism in Eukaryota, Viridiplantae, Streptophyta, Magnoliopsida, Rosales, Rhamnaceae. Gene Ontology annotation, cellular component: ribosome. Gene Ontology annotation, molecular function: small ribosomal subunit rRNA binding; structural constituent of ribosome. The record is from RefSeq and is a predicted model, not a curated record.